AAAAACACUCGUUUAGUCACGGACCGUAGUCACGGAUUUGGUCCGUGACUAGCCUAGUCACGGACUAGUCACGGACUAGUCACGAAAAUUUAAAAAAAAAAUUAGUCACGGAUUUUACCGUGACUAGUGCCGUGACUACACGUAGUCACGGAUUUUUGUCCGUGACUAACAUCCUCCGAUUGCCCGUUUGAUUUUCCGGCCUGGCUUGUUUUACUCCGGCGACAUAGUCACGGCCACAUCCGUGACUACAGCCGUGACUAAAUUUAAAAAAUAAUUUUGCAUCUCCCAUAAAUCAAUCCGCAACGGUAUUAUGUACGGAUAAUUUUAGUCACGGCCAUGUCCGUGACUAUGUCCGUGACUACUUUGAUUUACACGUCAUUUACACGUCAUUAACACGGAUCGGACGCGUAAUGGACACGGUAUUGCUUAGUGACGGACAAAUCCGUGACUAAGUCCGUGACUAAAUUUUUUAUAUAUGCAGGAGCAGUUCAUUCAACAGAACCACACCAAUUCAUUCCCAGUAUAUACAGUAUCUGUUUGAAAGAUCGAAGGAUGUAGUCUGUCUUCUAUCAUUUUCCCCAUUUAUGCAGUUAAGGCAUAAUGUAUAAACAAAAUAGAAGUUGGAUGUAUGAUAAAGAUGCGGUAUUGUACGGAAUGCAAUCAAAUUUUCUCGAGGGAGUCGGGGAAUUUAUUGAAUUUGCACUUGAACAUCCGGCUUAUAUGAGUGGUGAUAAAAUAAGAUGUCCAUGUUCAAAGUGUAAAAAUCUCAAAUUUAAAGACCCACACGAAGUUGGGUAUGAUUUGUACGCGGUCGGUUUUGUUCCCAAUUAUUAUAAUUGGACUUCUCACGGCGAACCUUUGGAUCCAUCUGUUAUACCACAAACGGUAGGUUCGUCUCGUUACGUCCCUCCAGAGAUGAGUGCGUGGGGAGACCGUGCUGAAAUGAGGUGGGACCAACAAAUGGUAUAUGACGCAUACGGUGUACCGAUGUCUCAGUUCAAUCCCCCACAACCACCUAACGACCCCCCUGAAGCCUCAACCUCGUAUCAACCAGAUGCGGAUGAAAAUCCGACAUUUUAUCAACCUUAUGUGGAUGAAGGUUUGACUGAGAGAUUUCAGGAUGUUCUAAAAGCUGCCGACCAACCUCUGUAUGCUGAUUGUGAGGGAUACUCUCAGCUAUCCGCCGUUACUGAAUUCAUGAACAUAAAAGCCGAAUACAGUCUCCCUGAAACUUGCAUGAAUAGAGUCUUGCAGUCAGUAGGAGGGAUGCUACCACGAGAUCAUACCCUUCCAGAUUCAUAUUACCACAUGAAGCAGUUAAUGUCUAAGUUGGGGCUACCUUGUGUUGAAAUUGAUGCGUGUCCGGAAGGAUGUAUGUUGUUCUGGAAGGAGGAUGAGGCACUUGAGUUCUGCAAGUUCUGUGGUGGAGACAGAUACAAACCUGUUCGUCAAGGUAAAAAGAAACCACGACAUAGGUCUGCACUGUCUAAACUGUAUUACCUCCCAAUAGCUCCUCGACUGCAGAGGAUGUACGCUUCGACUGCUACUGCGAAACACAUGACAUGGCAUGUUGAGCACGAAACCAACGAGGGUAUGAUGGCUCACCCUUCGGACUGUGAAGCCUGGAGACACUUUGACCGCUGUCAUCCUCAGUUUGCUAUGGAGCCACGAAAUGUGCGGCUGGGAUUGUGCUCAGAUGGAUUUGCUCCUUUUGGCAGGUUUGGCAAGAACUAUUCAUGUUGGCCGGUCAUGUUAACUCCUUACAAUCUCCCUCCCGACAUGUGCAUGAAAAGUCA
Cuscuta epithymum is the source of this 1796-nucleotide messenger RNA. The record is from the annotation of a GenBank genome assembly. Lineage: Eukaryota; Viridiplantae; Streptophyta; Magnoliopsida; Solanales; Convolvulaceae.